Morchella sextelata is the source of this 384-nucleotide messenger RNA. RefSeq lists its product as uncharacterized. The transcript is spliced from 9 exons. Lineage: Eukaryota; Fungi; Ascomycota; Pezizomycetes; Pezizales; Morchellaceae. The record is from RefSeq and is a predicted model, not a curated record. Bases 1 to 384 code for a protein of 127 amino acids.
AUGUUUCAACUUGAUUCCAAGGUCAUGACACUAAAUCUCAAAUGCCCCAUUAACCAGCACAACAACGCACAACGCACUCAAGAUAAAUACAAUGGCGUGACAGCUCGCGACGACAGGGCUAGUUUCGAGUCCCCACCUUUCUGGCCAGCCCCGUGUUUUAUGGCCCUGGCGACGUUUGAGACCUGGCUGCAUCAUAAGCUAUCACUCACCUGCAAGCAAAAGAAAUUUGUGUGGACGUGCGUUCCCGGGCUUUUAAGCAUGAGCCAGUUAGGGUUAAAAUGUGAUCUGUUAACUAUCUGCCUGCAUGAACCCGCAUAUAUCUACAUGCCCUCAGAAUACCAACCUCGCAUGUCAAUGAUAGUUGGUGCAUAUAUAGGGAGCUAG